GAAACUUCGGCGUGAAGUGCAGCUCGCUGUCUCCAGCUUUCUUUCCUUCCCUGGAACCGGAGGCGCGGAUCUUCGUCACUCGGCUGCCAUAGUUUCUUCUGCAUCUCGCCUAAAGCUUUUCCAGAGUGCGGGGAUCUGCUCAGGGGUGCACUUCAGCCUCGUAAUGGGGCAAAGCGAGGCACCAUAGGACUGGAGAGACAGCGCGAGGGUGGCAUUGCCCCGGGACGGCGGUCACAGGGCGCAGGCGGGUUUCCGCGCUGGCUCUGCGGUUGUAGUGGCUGCGUGCGCGCCACACCACCUAGCUUCUUGCAGCAAUGGCUCGUCCAUGAAUCGCGAGGUGAGUCUGGCUCAUUUUUGGAGUGUUUGCAUCCUUCAUUUGGCCUCCACAACUGUCCUGGGUGAAAAUGGCUGUCUAGACGAAAAUGUACGAGAAGGCACCAAGCAGUGGAUAUUGAGUCUGUUAAAGCCCAACUCCAAAGCGCCAAGACCUGGAGGAGGAAGAGCAAAGCUCUGAAAAGUGCAAUCAUGAAUUCUGGAGUUGCCAUGAAAUACGGAAACGACUCCUCGGCAGAGCUGAGUGAGCUCCAUUUGGCAGCCCUGGCAUCACUAAAGGGAGACAUAGUGGAGCUUAAUAAGCGUCUGCAGCAGACAGAGCGGGAACGGGACCUACUGGAAAAGAAAUUGGCCAAGGCACAGUGUGAGCAGUCCCACCUCAUGAGAGAGCAUGAGGAUGUCCAGGAGCGAACCACGCUUCGGUAUGAGGAGCGCAUCACAGAACUCCACAGCAUCAUCGCAGAACUCAAUAAGAAGAUAGACCGUUUGCAAGGCACGACCAUCAGGGAGGAAGAUGAGUACUCAGAACUGCGGUCAGAACUCAGUCAGAGCCAGCACGAGGUCAAUGAGGACUCUCAAAGCAUGGAUCAAGACCAGACCUCUGUCUCCAUCCCUGAAAACCAGUCCACCAUGGUUACGGCUGACAUGGAUAACUGCAGUGACCUGAACUCAGAACUGCAGAGGGUUCUGACGGGGUUGGAGAGUGUCGUCUGUGGCAGGAAGAAGAGCAGCUGCAGCCUCUCCGUGGCCGAAGUGGACAGGCACAUCGAGCAGCUGACCACGGCCAGUGAACACUGUGACUUGGCUAUUAAGACGGUCGAGGAGAUUGAGGGAGUACUUGGCCGGGACCUGUACCCCAACCUGGCUGAGGAGCGUGCUCGGUGGGAGAAGGAACUGGCUGGACUGAGGGAAGAGAAUGAGAGCCUGACCGCCAUGCUGUGCAGCAAAGAGGAGGAACUGAACAGGACCAAGGCCACCAUGAAUGCCAUCCGAGAGGAGCGAGACCGACUCCGGAGGAGGGUUCGAGAGCUUCAGACUCGACUCCAAAGCGUUCAGGCCACAGGUCCCUCCAGCCCUGGCCGUCUCACUUCUGCCAAUCGCCCGAUUAACCCCAGCACUGGAGAGCUGAGCACAAGCAGCAGCAGCAAUGACAUUCCCAUCGCCAAGAUCGCUGAGAGGGUGAAGCUAUCAAAGACAAGGUCCGAAUCCUCAUCCUCUGAUCGGCCAGUCCUGGGCUCGGAAAUCAGUAGCAUAGGGGUUUCCAGCAGCGUGGCAGAACAUCUGGCUCACUCCCUUCAGGACUGCUCCAACAUCCAGGAGAUCUUCCAAACACUCUACUCACAUGGAUCUGCUAUCUCAGAAAGCAAAAUUAGAGAAUUUGAGGUGGAAACGGAGCGGUUGAAUAGCCGGAUUGAACACCUCAAAUCCCAAAAUGACCUUCUCACCAUAACCCUGGAGGAAUGCAAAAGCAAUGCUGAACGGAUGAGCAUGCUGGUGGGAAAAUACGAAUCCAACGCCACAGCCCUGAGACUGGCCUUACAGUACAGCGAGCAGUGCAUAGAAGCCUAUGAACUCCUCCUGGCGCUGGCUGAGAGCGAGCAGAGCCUCAUCCUGGGGCAGUUCCGAGCAGCUGGUGUGGGGUCCUCCCCUGGGGACCAGUCAGGGGAUGAAAACAUCACUCAGAUGCUCAAGCGGGCUCAUGACUGCCGGAAGACGGCAGAGAAUGCCGCCAAAGCCCUGCUCAUGAAGCUUGAUGGCAGCUGCGGGGGCACCUUUGCUGUGGCCGUCUGUAGCGUGCAGCCCUGGGAGAGCCUCUCCUCCAACAGCCACACCAGCACAACCAGCUCCACAGCCAGUAGCUGCGAUACCGAGUUCACUAAGGAAGACGAGCAGAGGCUGAAGGAUUACAUCCAGCAACUCAAGAAUGAUAGGGCUGCUGUCAAGCUGACCAUGCUGGAGCUGGAGAGCAUUCACAUCGACCCCCUCAGUUACGAUGUCAAACCCCGGGGAGACAGCCAGAGACUGGACCUGGAGAAUGCCGUGCUGAUGCAGGAGCUGAUGGCCAUGAAGGAGGAGAUGGCGGAGCUGAAGGCCCAGCUCUAUCUGCUGGAGAAAGAGAAGAAGGCUCUAGAGCUAAAGCUGAGCACUCGGGAGGCCCAGGAGCAGGCCUACUUGGUGCACAUCGAGCACUUGAAGUCUGAGGUUGAGGAGCAGAAGGAGCAGCGGAUGAGGUCCCUUAGCUCCACCAGCAGUGGUAGCAAGGACAAGUCUGGAAAGGAGUGUGCUGAUGCUGCCUCCCCAUCUCUGUCCCUAGCUGAGCUCAGGACAGCGUGCAAUGAGAGUGAGCUGGCUGCAGAGUUCACCAACGCCAUCCGCCGAGAAAAGAAGUUGAAGGCCAGAGUUCAAGAGCUGGUGAGUGCCUUAGAAAGACUCACCAAGAGCAGUGAGAUCAGACACCAGCAAUCUGCGGAGUUCGUUAAUGACCUAAAACGAGCCAACAGCAACCUAGUGGCUGCCUAUGAAAAAGCAAAGAAGAAACAUCUAAACAAAUUGAAGAAGCUGGAGUCUCAGAUGAUGGCCAUGGUGGAAAGACAUGAGACCCAAGUGAGGAUGCUUAAGCAAAGAAUAGCUCUGCUGGAGGAAGAGAACUCAAGGCCACACACCAAUGAAACUUCACUCUAA
Chrysochloris asiatica (Cape golden mole) is the source of this 3015-nucleotide messenger RNA. RefSeq names its product mutated in colorectal cancers (gene MCC). Gene Ontology annotation, biological process: negative regulation of canonical Wnt signaling pathway. NCBI's taxonomy places the organism in Eukaryota, Metazoa, Chordata, Mammalia, Afrosoricida, Chrysochloridae. The record is from RefSeq and is a predicted model, not a curated record. Bases 526 to 3015 code for a protein of 829 amino acids. Gene Ontology annotation, cellular component: cytoplasm. The transcript has 17 exons.